UCGUUAAAAUAAACCAAUAACGAAGGCUGUUCUCCACCAUACGUUUCCAUCUAUCUAGUAGUAUCUCGUAGAAAUAAGAAACUUCAUUCAUUCAGUUGCUUCUUCUCACCACUCUCUCUAAUCUCCAAGUCUCAAGUCAAGCUCCCCAUGUAGAUCCUCUCCUCCUUAUCUUUCCUGUUUUCUCUGUUUUUCUCUCUCAAAUGCGGAUAGAAGCUAAUAGAAAUUAGCUUUUUCACUCAUGGGCUCUGUCACUGUAAAACCCUCAUUAAAUACUUUCUGUUUUAUUCCCAAGAGUCCCAAAAUUCGUUGUCAUUCGCCUCACUUCUCAUUCCUCAAACUCAGACCUUCCCUUGUUUCUUUCCCCUUUAAAUCUCCUUCUGAUCCAAUAAACUCAUCUCCCAAAUGUAAAAUUCGAAGCUUUAUGGUUAACCCUUUAUUGGUUUUAGUCCCAGUUUUGAGAAGCAUCAGAGGCUUGGCUUUUUCGCAUUCCCAAAAAUGGGCUUCACGUUUGCACGAUUGCAUUACAGAAUCGGAAGAAAUUUUAGACCAAUACAAUGGCAAUUAUUGGCAAAGUGGAGGUCUUGGGAUGGCUUUAUUGAGUGUAACAGCUAGCGCUAAAGUUCGGAUUAGUCCAUUCGUGGCGACAUUGGCGGCGAAUCCCACGUUUGUUUCUGGUUUGUUUGCAUGGUUCAUUGCUCAAUCGAUGAAGAUUUUUUUAAAUUUCUUUAUAGAGCGGAAAUGGGAUUUCCGGAUAUUGUUUGCUUCUGGUGGGAUGCCUUCUUCGCACUCGGCUUUGUGUACUGCUUUGACGACAUCGGUUGCCAUUUGUCAUGGAAUAGCGGACUCCCUGUUUCCUGUUUGUUUGGGGUUUAGUUUGAUUGUUAUGUACGACGCCAUUGGAGUUAGAAGGCAUGCGGGGAUGCAAGCUGCGGUUCUUAAUAUGAUCGUUGAGGACCUAUUUCAAGGGCAUCCAAUUAGUCAAAGAAAACUCAAGGAACUUCUUGGCCACACACCGUCACAGGUCUUUGCAGGAGCUAUGCUUGGGAUUGUGGUAGCUUGUAUAUGCUGCCAAGGUUGCUUGGCUACAACCUAGAAAUGUUUAUAGAGGUAAAUUUUUUGUCAUAUCAUUUGGACAGUGUUUUACUAUUGUAAAAACCUGGCUCGAUUUUAUGGCUUGAUGAGUUUAUUGAACUCUCACCAGAAGAUGCUGAACUUUUGUUCUUGUUUCAGUAACUUUCCUACUUGUAACACAAAUCCAACUUGACGCUAAUUUAGGAAUCUAGAAACUUUCCUGCCUGUAUAUCAAAUAAUGAGGUUUCAUUCUCAUUUAGGUAAAUCACAGGACAGGUGAUGUGGCUAACUUUCAAGGACACAUUUUUAACAAAUUUUCAGCUGCUAUUUGAAUCGGAAUCAUUGAAUUAAA
Molecule: messenger RNA, 1423 nt
Organism: Gossypium arboreum
Lineage: Eukaryota; Viridiplantae; Streptophyta; Magnoliopsida; Malvales; Malvaceae
Exons: 2
Coding region: 239-1093 (284 amino acids)
Source: RefSeq, a predicted model, not a curated record